AUGACUACUACCGCAGCGCAAUUACGGAAGGAGCUCUGCCGCUCGCAAACUGGUUAUGGACUCAUGGGCCUGACUUGGAGAGAUGUUCCUUCAGAACCGGAAACUGCAUUCGAAUGCAUGCGGAAGGCUAUUUCCUGUUGCAAACAGGGUAAGAUACUUUUCAAUUGCGGCGAAUUCUACGGAGGCGACUUCCUUAAUCUGCACUACGUACGGGACUUCUUCCGCCUGCAUCCAGCGCGUGAACGGGUCAUUCUUUGCGUGAAGGGGGCGGUGGACAACGCAACGUUGCAGCCUGUGGGCGAUCCGGUGAGCGUGCGCAAGUCCAUGGACAAUUGCCUCCGUGAGAUAGGUGGGUACAUCGACAUCUUCGAAUGCGCAAGGUUUGAUCCCAAGGCGGUGGCCCCCGGGGAACUGUACCCACGCGCGUCCAUCGAGGCCGUCGUGGAAUAUGUGAAAGCGGGCAAAAUCGGUGCAAUAGGCCUGAGCGAGGUCACUGCCGAGCAGGUCCGGGCCAUCUCCAGGGACUACGGCGAGUACCUUGCGUGUGUGGAGGUGGAGUUCUCCAUGCUAAGCAGAGACAUAUUGCACAACGGUCUAGCACAGACGUGCGCGGAACUGGGCAUACCCAUUCUAUGCUAUUCCCCAUUGGCCAGGGGUCUACUUACAAACGCCAUCAGCACUCCUGAUGACGUGCCAGCAGGCGAUCUCCGCCGGCUCCUUGCUCGUUUUGGACAUGACGCGCUUGCGAACAACCUGCAGGCGGCCACGUUCCUUCAGGAGCACAUAAUAAAGCCUCGUGCACCGCCCCCGCCGCUGCCCGCUGUGGCGCUGGCCUGGAUUAGAUCGUGGUCAGGUACCCACAAGGGCACCCACUUCUUGCCGAUCCCAGGCGCGACCACGCCGCAGAGAGUUGAAGAAUCGCUCAGUAUCUGCGAACUGACACCGGAGGAGCUGGACUCGAUCAAUGCGUUCUUGGAGCAAUUCACUGCAGCGGGGCGCAGGGACGAGUUUUUGGCCAGAAAUUAG
Messenger RNA from Eremothecium gossypii ATCC 10895, 1026 nucleotides. RefSeq names its product pyridoxine 4-dehydrogenase. Bases 1 to 1026 code for a protein of 341 amino acids. The transcript has a single exon. The record is from RefSeq and is marked provisional. Gene Ontology annotation, cellular component: cytoplasm. Lineage: Eukaryota; Fungi; Ascomycota; Saccharomycetes; Saccharomycetales; Saccharomycetaceae.